GGCAAUCGAGCACUUGGGAGAGAGAAGUGGGGGAGGGAGGGAGAGAGAAAGAAAGAGAGAGAGCCCCUCUCUUGGGCUUUGAACUUGCUUCCUGUUCCUGUGAAAGAAAUGUAUUCUGAUUGGUUGUCAGAUUCCCACGGGGCCAUGCAGGCGUAACUUUGUAGGCUGUCUUGAGUCCCAGGCUUGGUUGAACCUUGCUGGGUGAUGCAAUCUUCCCAGGUGCCAUGUGUUGAUGGGUGGAGGAUGGCUCCUCUCCCAGGGGCAGAAUUGGUGAAGACCCCUCUAUAGCUGUACCGAUACCUGCUCCGUUGCUGCAGGGUCCUUCCUGAAAAAAACCUCCAGGAUCAUUACAAGCAUACAAUCCGACAGAGUUUCAAAGUUCAUGCCGAUGAAGAUAGUCCUGAGAGGAUUAAGCAGAUUAUUGAAAGGGCAAUCCAAGAUGCUGACUGGGUGAUGGACAAAUAUAAGAAACCAAAGUAAAGGAGAAACAGUUGGUGGAGAAAUGAAGAUUGUUUCUUAAAGCGAUUAGAUUGAAGAAACCAGUUUGUGACAGUAGGCGGUUCAUUGGAAGAGGAGAAAUUCAAUAAGGACUUCUUUGCUAUUGAAGGUCGACUUUUAAUAAAUAAGGGAUAAGCUGUCUAGAGCAACUGAUGUUUAGUAACUGAAUUUUCUGAGCUGAAAUAACAUGGUCUCUACAAGGCUUGGAGCAGGGGUCAUCAUGAAGUUGGGUUUCCACAAGAAGUAUUCAGUGUUUCCACCGGAUUUAGAUCUAUGGUCUGUUAUUAAUCAUGGUUUAUGUUGGUGGCAUGUUGGCAGCAUGCAGGAAAAUGGAUUAAUUUUGGACCGAGGGCUGCUCUUACCCUGGAAGUGAUAUUAAAAUCAAGUUUUGAUUUGCCUCAA
This is a messenger RNA of Ahaetulla prasina, 900 nucleotides long. RefSeq names its product LYR motif containing 9 (gene LYRM9). NCBI's taxonomy places the organism in Eukaryota, Metazoa, Chordata, Lepidosauria, Squamata, Colubridae. The transcript is spliced from 4 exons. The record is from RefSeq and is a predicted model, not a curated record.